AUGACAACAAACAACGAUUUCAAUCAUCCUAUUGUCGACAACAGUAGUGGUGCUCCUACCCAUCCUAUUGUCGUUUCACCCAACAGCAGUGGAUCGUCGCCUGAUACUCCUUCACCAAGCAGCACCAUUUUUACCCCGACAAGCAUAAGACAAUACCCUCCUAAACCUUUAGUUUACUCGGACGACAUCAACCCUCCCCCAGAAAAUGUCAUCAAAACACGUAAAUCUUGCACCCUAAAGCAUGAUGAGAAUACACCCACUGCCCAUCAUCAUGCUAUCAACAUUGAUUCUUUGCAUAGAAGAUCCUCGGAACCUACUUUUAUGCCAGCAACUACUGGCAAGAACCGCGUCUUUUCAUUCUUUCGUUCAAGCCUGCGUUGA
Molecule: messenger RNA, 381 nt
Organism: Lichtheimia ornata
Lineage: Eukaryota; Fungi; Mucoromycota; Mucoromycetes; Mucorales; Lichtheimiaceae
Exons: 1
Coding region: 1-381 (126 amino acids)
Source: RefSeq, a predicted model, not a curated record